Molecule: messenger RNA, 7621 nt
Organism: Neoarius graeffei (lesser salmon catfish)
Lineage: Eukaryota; Metazoa; Chordata; Actinopteri; Siluriformes; Ariidae
Product: sushi, von Willebrand factor type A, EGF and pentraxin domain-containing protein 1-like
Exons: 45
Coding region: 147-5960 (1937 amino acids)
Source: RefSeq, a predicted model, not a curated record
GCGGAGCCAAGUAACUAUUGCUGGGAAAGCAGAGUUGGUGUAAAUAAGGGAGGAAGCAGCGGAUAACGGUAACUUUCCUGGACAGUAGUGAUCUCGGACUGAGCAACACCUUGAGCUGAGCUGGUGUCUAAUAUUUGCAGUUGAAGAUGUUGCGCUACAUCAUCAUCUUCCCUGUGCUUCUCAUGACGGCUGUAAAUGUCCAAGCACAGUGUGAGAGACCUGCUGGAGAAAACAUGAUUUUAAUUGAUGAAUCUGGUCAACAGACCUUUCCUGAUGGAUCCUCUGCAAGGUUCAGAUGUUCCACUGGUUAUAUACCUGUGAGAAUAUCAGCCUCCAGGUCAAUCACCUGCACCGGGACACAGUGGAGUGACCUCGCACUUCAAUGCAAAAAAAGAUCCUGUGGCCAUCCUGGCGAGAUUCCCAAUGGAAAGUAUUUGUUUCCAGAAGGAAUUCUUUUUGGUGCAACAAUCACAGCACAGUGUAAUGAAGGCUAUCGACCUAUUGGAAGCCAAGCAACUAGAAAUUGCAGAGAAUCAGGUUGGGAUGGGAGAACUCCUAUAUGUGAAGCGGUGAAGUGUGGAAAGCCUCCCAGUAUAAGAGGUGGAGUGUUUGAACCAGAUAACGAAGCAUAUGAUUAUGGAGAAGGAGUCACAUACUAUUGUGAUGGAGGUCUGGAUCUUAUUGGACCUUCAGAAAUAUCAUGUUCUGGUGAUGGAACUUUUCAGCCUCCUCCUCCUCAAUGUCGGCUUGUGACCUGUGAGAGACCAGCAAUCCCAAAUUCAUUUAGAAUAGGAGGAAAAGCACCACCUUAUAAAUAUAACAACUUUGUCCGCUACCGGUGUGAUAAAGGCUACAGAAUGGAAGGGUCUGAUUUCCUGACCUGUAAGGAAAAUGGGUGGGAUCCACCUCCUCCUCAGUGCAAUGUUGUAACAUGCUUAAAACCUCCUGAUAUAAGCAACGGAAUAUUUUACCCCCUGCGUGAUCUAUAUACAUAUAGUCAAACAGUCAUAUACCGGUGUAAUGAAGGGUUUAGACUUCGUGGAGCUUCAAGAACAGCAUGUACUGAGUAUGGAACAUUUCAGACUUUUCCUCAGUGUCAGGAGAUCACCUGUUCAUCCAUCAGAAAUGCAGUUAUCAGUGGAAGCUCAUCACCUUACAAAUAUGGUGUCUCAGUCCAAAUCAGGUGUAAUAAAGGCUACAGAUUAAUUGGGUCUGGUAACCUGACCUGUGGGGAACUUGGAUGGAAUCCACGUUCCUUACACUGUGCGGAGGUGACUUGUAAGGCACCCAGCAUUAACAAUGCAUUCAUAGUUGGAAGAAGGUCAUCAUCCUAUAGCUAUAGCAUGUCCAUCCAGUACAAGUGUAAUAGAGGCUACAGAAUGGAGGGGUCUGGCCGCCUGACCUGUGAGGAAAAUGGAUGGAAUCCACUUCCUCCAAAGUGCAACAUUGUAACCUGUUUAAAGCCUCCUGUUAUAAACAAUGGGCAAUUUAACCCCCUGAAGGAUCUAUAUGAAUAUGGAGAAACAGUCACAUACUCAUGCCAGACAGGGUUUACACUUGAUGGUGACUCAACAAUAUCAUGUACUGAUGGAAACUUUCAGCAUGCUCCUCAGUGUCAGGAGAUAAGUUGUGGUGAACCCCAAAUUGAGAAUGGAUUUAUAUUUGAAGAUAAUUCAACAUCUUAUGGAUAUAAAUCAUCAGUCCGUGUCCAAUGUAAUCCUGGAUACAAGAUGGAAGGGUCUGAUUACCUGACCUGUGAGGAAAAUGGAUGGAGUCCAUCUCCUCCGCUGUGCACUUUUAAAAAUUUCUGUGAAUCUCCUGGCAAGAUUCUCAAUGGACAGUAUUUAUUUCCAGAAGGAACUGAGUUUGGUGCCACAAUCACAGCACGGUGUAAUGAAGGUUAUCAGCUUGUUGGACGUCAAAAUAGAAUUUGCAGAGAAACAGGUUGGGAUGGGAACGUUCCUCUGUGCAAAGAGUUGAAGUGUCAGAAGCCUCCCAGUAUAACAAAUGGAACGUUUGAACCAGAGGAGGAAUCAUAUGAUUAUGGAGAAGCAGUUAUAUACUCUUGUAACAGAGAUCAUUAUCUCAUUGGACCUUCAGUAAUAACAUGCUCCAGUAAUGGAACUUUUCAGCCUCCUCCUCCUCGGUGUCUGCCUUUUACAGAAAAUUCCUGUGGAUCUCCUGGCAAGAUUCUCAAUGGAAAGUAUUUAAUUCCAGAAGGAAUUCUGUUAGGUGCAACAAUCACAGCACAAUGUAAUGAAGGUUAUCAGCUUGUUGGACAUCAAAAUAGAAUUUGCAGAGAAACAGGUUGGGAUGGGAACGCUCCUGUAUGUGAAGUGGUGAACUGUCAGAAGCCUUCCAAUAUAACAAAUGGAAUGUUUGAACCAGAGGAGGAAUCAUAUGAUUAUGGAGAAGCAGUUAUAUACUCUUGUAACAGAGAUUAUAGUCUCAUUGGACCUUCAGUAAUAACAUGCUCCAAUGAUGGAACUUUUCAGCCUCCUCCUCCUCGGUGUCUGCAGGUGACCUGUGAUGGACCCCAAAUUGAACAUGGAUUUAUAAAUAAAGCACAAUAUGAGAGACCUUUUAUUGGGGGAAACUGGGUUCUCACUCAUGAAUCGGGAUCCACUAUAACAUUCAGAUGUUCCGCUGGGUAUCGGCCUCUGUCGUCAAGUAAUUUCAACUCAAUCAUCUGCAAUGGAAAACAGCGGACUGGACUAAGCCUUCAGUGCGAAAAAAAAUCCUGUGGAAGUCUGGUUGACUUGCAAAAUGGAAAGUAUUUAACUCCAGGUGGAAUUCUGUUUGGUGCAACAGCCACUGCACAGUGUAACAAAGGAUAUGUGGUUGUUGGACCUGAAACUAGAAAUUGUCGAGAUGACGGAUGGGAUGGGAGACCUGCAGUGUGUGAAGUGGUUAAAUGUCAACCACCUCCCAGUAUACAGAAUGGACAGUUUGAGCCCAUGGAGGACUCUUAUAGUUAUGGUGAAGCAGUCGAGUACUCUUGUAGUGAAGAUUACACUCUUGUUGGAGAAUCAACAGUAACUUGUUCUGAGAAUGGAACAUUUUAUCCUUCUCCUCCUCAGUGUUUGGUAAUGCACCUAAAGUGUGAUGCACCUAAAAUAAAUAAUGCAGUUAGAAUUGAAGGCAGAGCACCACCCUACACAUAUAAACAGUUUGUGUGGUACAAGUGUAAUGAAGGCUACAAAAUGGAAGGGAGCGACUACCUGACCUGUGACGUAAACGGAUGGAAUCCUCCUCCUCCAGUGUGCAUUGAAAAAUCCUGUGGAAGUCUGGUUGACUUGCAAAAUGGAAAGUAUUUAACUCCAGAUGGAAUUCUGUUUGGUGCAACAGCCACUGCACAGUGUAACAAAGGAUAUGUGGUUGUUGGACCUGAAACUAGAAAUUGUCGAGAUGACGGAUGGGAUGGGAGACCUGCAGUGUGUGAAGUGGUUAAAUGUCAACCACCUCCCAGUAUACAGAAUGGACAGUUUGAGCCCAUGGAGGACUCCUAUAGUUAUGGUGAAGCAGUCGAGUACUCUUGUAGUGAAGAUUACACUCUUGUUGGAGAAUCAACAGUAACUUGUUCUGAGAAUGGAACAUUUUAUCCUUCUCCUCCUCAGUGUUUGGUAAUGCACCUAAAGUGUGAUGCACCUAAAAUAAAUAAUGCAGUUAGAAUUGAAGGCAGAGCACCACCCUACACAUAUAAACAGUUUGUGCGGUACAAGUGUAAUGAAGGCUACAAAAUGGAAGGGAGCGACUACCUGACCUGUGACGUAAACGGAUGGAAUCCUCCUCCUCCAGUGUGCAUUGUAAUCAAGUGUGAUGCACCUGAAAUAAAUAAUGCAGUUAGAAUUAGCUACAGCACACCACCCUACACAUAUAAACAGCUUGUGUGGUACAAUUGUAAUGAAGGCUACAUAAUAGAAGGGAGGAACUUCCUGAUUUGUGACAUAAACGGAUGGAAUCAUCCUCCUCCAGUGUGCAUUGAGAGAACCUCAGAGAGAGAAACGCAGAGAGAAAAGAGGGAAGAGAAAACAGCACCCCAGGAAUCGACGGAAGAAGGCUCUCAAGAUGCUGUUGAACAGGAGCAGUGCUUUGAAGCCUUGCUGCAGACUCAGCAGGAGGCUCAUCAGGUGUUCUGGAACUUGCUUGCAUUGGUGGGCCCCCAAGCCGCCGUGUCUGCAGGCUUCCCCCAUGUCACCCUGAAAACUAUGGGGCCUUGCAAUGACCCAGAGGCCUUCCUGGUGCUCUUUGAGCAAGUUGUGGAGGUGUGGGAGUGGCCAGUCGAGCAAACAACACCACUACUGAUCCUUGUCCUGGUUGAAAAAGAAAAGAUGUGCGACAGGCCGUGGUACAGGCUGAUCAUCUUCCUAAUAUGUCUCAUGAAAGUUGCAGAAAUUAAAGCACAAUGCGAGAGACCUGAUGUUGGGGAAAACAGGGUUAUAGUCGAUGACUCUGGUCAGGAGACAUUCCCAAAUGGGUCCACUGUAACGUUCAAGUGUUCUGUCGGUUAUCGGCCUGAGAGUUCAUUAGCGUCCAAGAGUAUCACCUGUGUUGGAACCGAGUGGACCAAUCUGGAGCUUAAUUGCACAAAAAAGUCCUGUGGACUUCUUCCUGAGCUUGCCAACGGGAAGUACACUUAUCCAAAUGGACAUCUGUUUGGUGCAACAGCCGAAGCACAGUGUAAUGAAGGAUAUAUGCUUGUUGGACAAAACACUAGAAAUUGUCUUGAAAAUGGAUGGGAUGGGAGAGACCAUGUGUGUGAAGCGGUAAAAUGUGAACCACCUCCCACUAUACUGAAUGGAGAGUUUGAGCCUCUGGAACCAUCCUAUAAUUAUAAUCAAGCAGUCAUCUACUCUUGUAGCGGAGAUUUCACUCUUAUUGGAGAAUCCACAAUAACCUGUUCUGAUAAUGGAACCUUUCAUCCUUCUCCUCCUCAGUGUAAAUUGAUAGUGUGUGACACACCCAACAUUAAAAAUGCAGUUAGAGUUGAAGGAAAACCACCACCCUACGGAUAUAAAAAUUUCGUCCGAUACCAAUGUAUUGAAGGGUACACCAUGACUGGAUCUGAUUACCUGGUCUGUGAUGUAAAUGGAUGGAAUCCACCUCCCCCUGAGUGCAUCUCACAAUGUAAGAGACCUGAUGUUGGGGAAAACAGGGUUAUAGUCGAUGACUCUGGUCAGGAGACAUUCCCAAAUGGGUCCACUGUAACGUUCAAGUGUUCCGUUGGUUAUCGGCCUGUGAAUUCAUUAGCAUCCAAGAAUAUCACCUGUGUUGGAACAGAGUGGACCCAACUGGAGCUUAAUUGCACAAAAAAGUCCUGUGGACUUCUUCCUGAGCUUUCCAAUGGGAAGUACACUUAUCCAAAUGGACAUCUGUUUGGUGCAACAGCCGAAGCACAGUGUAAUGAAGGAUAUAGGCUUGUUGGACAAAAAACUAGAAAUUGUCGUGACAGUGGAUGGGAUGGGAGAGACCCUGUGUGUGAAGUGGUAAAAUGUGAACCGCCUCCCGCUAUAUCGAAUGGAGAGUUUGUGCCCGUGGACACAUCCUAUAAUUAUAAUCAAGCAGUCGUGUACUCUUGUAGUGGAGAUUACACUCUUAUUGGAGAAUCCACAAUAACCUGUUCUGAUAAUGGGACCUUUCAUCCUUCUCCUCCUCAGUGUAAAUUGGUAGUGUGUGACACCCCCAACAUUACAAACGCAGUUAGAGUUGAAGGAAAACCACCACCCUACGGAUAUAAAAAUUUCGUCCGAUACCAAUGUAUUAAAGGGUACACCAUGACUGGAUCUGAUUACCUGGUCUGUGAUGUAAAUGGAUGGAAUCCACCUCCCCCUGAGUGCAUCCUUAAUAAAAUUCCAUCCACCACAUCUCCACCAUCAGAUGGCAACUGUGUGAAGCCCAGUGCAAUAAUGUUGGCUGUUGUAUCCAUUGUUGUCCUCCUAGGACCAAAGGAUUCAUUCUGACUGAUGCCAAACUGCUUUGAUAAGAGGAGGAGGUCUUGUAUAAAUGAUGUUCGCAAUCGGCAGGAUUUUGUCUGUGCUUUUCAGGAAAGGUUGUUGUUUUAAAAAGGGUACUUUUUCCUAGAUUUUGAAUAAAUUUGCACUUCGAGAGAAUUUCAGAUCUUAUAGUCUUGAUUUUCUUAAGCUGUCAAUCUCUUUAACAGUGUCUGUACAGCUUUGAACUGUAAUCCUUAAUUUAUAAAAAUAAGAGGUAUGAGUGUUUUGAAGUUAUCUAGUAUUGUUUGUAAUUAUCACGCUUCAUCAGAUGAAAGUGUCGCCUCUUUUCACAGUUUUGACUGCACAAGUGAAGACUCACUGUAGUCCUGUCAGCCACUGCCUUCUGUAAAACAUUCAGUAUAGGAAUCAACAGCCAAUGCAGAGGAAAAAGUAUUUAAAAGUUUAGCUUAGUUUAGUAGAGCCAAAAUUAAUUUUUAAAACUGAGUGCAUUUUUUUUUUAUUUUAAAUUUUAUAUAAAUAGACUGGAAUUUUGGUGCAUUUGUACAAAUUAACAAAAACUUGCACGAGGUGGUUCUUGAAUACUUUUUCAAUGCCACCCUGCUUUUCUUAUUAGUUAGCAUGCUUAGAAUGGAAGUCAUUGCAUUUUCCCUUUUACGUAUUAGCAUUUGGAAAUAUAAUCUUCAAAAUUGAGUCUUAAACCACUGGUUAUAGAACCAUUUACAGAUUUGUACACUAUGGCCAAAAGUAUGUGGACACCUGACCAUCACAGCUAUAUGGCCAUCCCAUUCCAAAACCAUGGGCAUUGAUAUGGAGUUGGCAAUGGGUGUGGCUGAAGAACAACUUCUUUUAUCAAUCACAUGUGCACUUGAGCACAGUGAAAUUCCUCUGGAGUAAUGAACACGCACCCAGAGCAGUGGGCAGCUAUGAUUCAGCACCCGAGGAACAGUUUGGGGUUAAAUUAAAUUCAAUGAUUUUUUCGCACUUUCACAUCAUUAAUACACGUCGGGCUCUGUGUGGAAACACCUGUUACAACACGCUGACACUGGAGAUGCUAUAGUACACUUAUGCCUGACUAUCCACCAUUCAAGUCCCAAUAUUAAACAUGUUAAUAUUAACCUCUGAUUUGUGCCUCGCUCAAGGGCACUUCAGCCCAAGGCCACCCCAUGUUAACCUAUCAGCCUGUCUUUGAACUGUGGAGGGAAACCCAUGCAGAUAUGGGGAGAACAUGCAAACUCCACACAGGAAGGCCCCCAUUGGCUGCUGGGCUCAAAGCCGGAACCUUCUUGCUGUGAGGUGACCGUGCUAACCACUACACCACCAUUCCACCCAAACACUUGAACUCCGUAAUUAGGAGGGGUGUCCACAUACUUUUGGUCAUAUAAGAGAUUUUUGGCUCUGGAAAAUCCACACCUUAAUGAAUGUUUACCUCGAAGUGCCUUGGUGUAAUCGAAAAAGGAUUGAUUUUUCUGCCAUGGUUUUGUGGCUGUGUGUUUUAUAUACUACUUAUGACUAAUGACUUAAUUUGUUCCUUACUGUAAUCUUAAGUUACAUAAAUGGCACAUUUUGUAUUGUUAUGCUGAAAGUUUGCAUUUCAUGUUCAAACAGAUACAAAAUACACCAGACUGUUUGUAAAAUAUACACACCCAUAUGCAUUAUAUAAAACCUCU